This is a messenger RNA of Meriones unguiculatus (Mongolian gerbil), 2602 nucleotides long. RefSeq names its product RUN domain containing 3A (gene Rundc3a). The record is from RefSeq and is a predicted model, not a curated record. The transcript has 11 exons. Lineage: Eukaryota; Metazoa; Chordata; Mammalia; Rodentia; Muridae. The coding region runs from base 277 to 1518 and encodes 413 amino acids. Gene Ontology annotation, cellular component: cytosol.
CGGCCGAGGAGGGGGGCGGGCGAUUGGGGGAGGGGGGUGACGAGCCCCGGCUCAGCACCUCGGAGAGCUCCCUCCCCGGCCUUGUUUUGCUCCGGAAUCGCUGCCGGGGGAGGGAGCGAAGGGGCCGGGCACCGAGGCGUCGAGGCCGAGAGAUGGCAGUGAAGAGGACCAGGGGCCCCUGGGGGCAGAAGGCCCAGCCGUGAUCCUGCGAGGGGGGCCCGGGCACCGGGUGGAGUGGGGGGCAGCGGGCGGCGGCAGCAGUGGCCGCACAUCUGGAUGGAAGCGAGCUUUGUCCAGACCACCAUGGCUCUGGGGCUGCCCUCCAAGAAAGCAUCUUCCCGCAACGUGAUCGUGGAGCGCAGGAACCUGAUCACCGUGUGCAGGUUCUCUGUGAAAACCUUGUUAGAGAAGUACACAGCAGAGCCCAUCGAUGACUCAUCCGAGGAGUUUGUUAAUUUCGCAGCCAUUUUGGAGCAGAUCCUCAGCCACCGAUUUAAAGCUUGUGCCCCAGCAGGUCCAGUAAGCUGGUUCAGCUCGGAUGGGCAACGGGGCUUCUGGGACUAUAUCCGGCUGGCCUGCAGCAAGGUGCCCAACAACUGCGUGAGCAGCAUUGAGAACAUGGAGAACAUCAGCACAGCUCGAGCCAAGGGCAGAGCAUGGAUCCGGGUGGCCCUGAUGGAGAAGCGUAUGUCAGAAUACAUCACCACGGCUCUUCGGGACAACCGAACUACCAGGCGGUUCUAUGACUCCGGAGCCAUCAUGCUGCGGGAGGAAGCCACUGUCCUCACGGGGAUGCUGAUCGGGCUCAGCGCCAUCGACUUCAGCUUCUGUCUAAAGGGCGAAGUUCUGGACGGGAAGACCCCGGUGGUCAUCGAUUACACGCCCUACCUAAAAUUCACCCAGAGCUACGACUACCUGACCGAUGAGGAGGAGAGGCACAGUGCCGAGAGCAGCACCAGCGGGGAGAACUCGCCUGAGCACCCCUACUUGCCUCUCGUCACCGACGAGGACAGUUGGUACAGCAAGUGGCACAAGAUGGAACAGAAAUUUCGCAUCGUCUAUGCGCAGAAGGGAUACCUGGAGGAGCUGGUGCGUCUGCGCGAGUCGCAGCUGAAGGACCUGGAGGCGGAGAACCGGCGGCUGCAGCUGCAGCUGGACGAGGCGGCCGCACAGAAUCAGCGUGAGAAGCGGGAGCUGGAAGGCGUGAUCCUGGAGCUGCAGGAGCAGCUGCCUGAUCCCCCUCCCCCUCCCAGGACAGGUCUGAUCCCCGGUGACCAUGGCCCCCUGGCCCAGGGUUCCAAGGAGCUCACCACACCCCUGGUCAACCAGUGGCCCUCGCUGAGCACACUCAACAGAGCUGAGGGUGCCAGCAACUCCAAGCUGUAUCGGAGACACAGCUUCAUGAGCACCGAGCCGCUGUCUGCAGAGGCCAGCCUGAGCUCAGACUCCCAGCGCCUGGGAGAGGGCAAGAGGGACGAGGAACCCUGGGGCCCUAUCGGAAGCUCAGAACCAAAUUAGUGGCUCCUUCCGAGUGAAUGCCCAAGACUUCAAUGCAUGCAUUUUGUGCAGCCCUCCUCCCCUGCCUCAGCCUUCCUAGUUUCCCUCAUGCCUGAACCUUUUCUUUUUUAACAUAUAGAUAUAUAACUGCUGUAUCAGAGAACUCAAUUUUUGAGACAGGGCAGGCUUUGGACAUGUAACCCACCACACUGUUUGUGACUGUGUGUGUGUGUCUCCCCUACCAGACUGUGAGCUCCGAGAGGGCAGGGACCGUGUCUUGUCCAUCCUCUGUACCCCCAGAGUGUGAAAAUGCUCGCUGUGUGCUUAAUAAACGGACAGAGGCUGAACCUCUUAGGGGAGACAGAGACAUAACUGAUGAUUGCCAAGUCCUGUGUAAUUUGGCAGAUGCUCCAGAAGAGGCCAGGAGUCUCUUGGGGGGUGACCCAAGAAUUGCCCCCUUUGCUGUCCAUCCAUGAAGACCUCUUCCCCACAUACACGCAGCCUGGUCACCAGCCUCACCCGCCCUCUCUCCUCAGGGAAGGACCCCACGCCCUCCAUGCUGGGCCUCUGCGGCUCUCUGGCCUCCAUCCCCAGCUGCAAGUCCCUGGCGAGCUUCAAAUCCAACGAAUGCCUGGUGAGCGACAGCCCCGAUGGCAGCCCAGUGCUUAGCCCCAGCUGAUGAGCGGCAUGGGCGAUGCCAGCCCCACCUGCCAGGGGGCAUGGACUACUGCCACCUUUGAGCCCCCCAAACCAGGCAACCCUUCAAGAAUGCCGACCACCUCGCCUCGGGUCUCUAGAGACAACCCAAGCCUCUUUCCUACUUCAGCUUCCUGCCAAGGCGGCAGGAGCUGCGCUGGGAAGUGGUGGGGCCAGGGGGAAGGGGCACCCAGGCCGCCGGUUAUCAGGCCCCUGGGGAGGCCUCUCCCCUGGUGGUUCUGAAACCAGCCGGGUUCCCUUUGCUCAUCUGCACCUGCCUCACGAGCAGGUGGUCCAGCCCUGGCAUUCCUGCUGCCCUGCCUCUGGUCUAACCUGUGUACCCUCUGAAGUCACCCAUCCUUGGUACCUGUGUGGGGAGAGAUUAGGCAAAUAAAAGCCGGAGGACUGA